AUGUCUAGAAAGAAGGUGAAACUGACUUAUAUCAGUAAUGACUCAGCUAGAAAAGCAACAUUCAAGAAAAGGAAGAAGGGUCUGAUGAAGAAGGUGAGCGAACUCAGCACCCUUUGUGAUGUUGAGGCAUGUGCUAUUAUUUAUAGCCCAUAUGAUACUCAACCUGAGAUUUGGCCAUCCCCUCUGGGAGUGCAACGCGUUCUUGCAAAAUUCAAGACCAUGCCGGAGAUGGAGCAGAGCAAAAAGAUGGUGAAUCAAGAGAGUUUUUUGCGGCAAAGGAUUGAGAAAGCCAAGGAGCAGCUCAAGAAACAAAGGAAGGACAACAGGGAGAAGGAGAUGACAAGAGUGAUGUUCCAGAGUCUCACUGGGAAGCCCCUCCAGGGUUUGAGCAUGAUCGAUCUCAACGACCUUGGGUGGCUCAUCGACCAGAACCUCAAGGAGAUUCACAACAAGAUUAAGAGUCUGAAUGAGGAGGCUGAGAAGAAACAAGUCCAACUGGAACCAACAGGAUUGCCAGUGCAUGCAACAGCAGCAGAUCAAGGAAUAAUGGAGAGGCAACCAUGGUUCACAGACAUGAUGAACCCUCAAGAACAGCACAUGGGGCUUGGUGCUGGGGAAGAGAUGAUGCUGCCAUUUGGAGAUCAAAACCACAUUAAUGCCAUUUGGUCUAAUAAUGCCUUUUUCCAUUGA
This is a messenger RNA of Prunus armeniaca (apricot), 690 nucleotides long. Lineage: Eukaryota; Viridiplantae; Streptophyta; Magnoliopsida; Rosales; Rosaceae. The record is from the annotation of a GenBank genome assembly.